Messenger RNA from Anneissia japonica, 3769 nucleotides. Its product is annotated as endoplasmic reticulum aminopeptidase 1-like. The coding region runs from base 136 to 3072 and encodes 978 amino acids. Gene Ontology annotation, cellular component: cytoplasm. Gene Ontology annotation, molecular function: metalloaminopeptidase activity; peptide binding; zinc ion binding. The transcript has 17 exons. The record is from RefSeq and is a predicted model, not a curated record. Gene Ontology annotation, biological process: peptide catabolic process; proteolysis. Lineage: Eukaryota; Metazoa; Echinodermata; Crinoidea; Comatulida; Comatulidae.
UUUUUGUUUAGUUAAGCUGAACUGCGCGAAAGGGGAUUUUGUGGUGAGAUUAAAACAAUUUACUAAGCACGGACUUCUAACUAGGCCCAGGAUUUGGUAGGCUUACUGUAGGCCUACAACUUUAAACAAGGUAAAAUGGCCUCUGAUAGAUCAUACCGACAGCUGAGAAAUAUCCAAGAUGACGACUUUUCAGAUGAAGAGAAUAAUGCAUUUGCACCCUUGGCAGGCCAGCACCAAUCUGGUAGUAAGUAUCAAGACCGAGACCAACGGGCUACGGUGCAAACUCACGGCGGUAGAUCUUGUGGAAGAGGUAGAGCAACCUGUAUUGUGCUUGUGGUUUUGACACUUGUCCUGUGCAUUGCCGUAGUUUCUAGUAUGGCUCGGCCUCGGUGUUCUAGGGAAGCUGAAACAACAGUACCGUUACAUACAUCUAGGCCUAGUAAUAGCCCGCCUUCUGCGACAACACCUACGCCUACCAGAUCCCCUUAUGUAUGGAACAAUAUACGAUUGCCCACCAACGUUAAACCAAUAUCAUAUGAUAUAUUUUUACAUCCAAAUCUUACAACUGAUUCAGUGGAAGGCAACGUUGAGAUCCUAGCAGAGGUAGUGAAUGCAACAUCCUUCAUUGUCCUACAUGUAAAAAAUAUGACAAUCACAGAUGUCAAUGUGAAAAAAUCUGGAGAAAAAAUAGAAUACAAAGAGCAUCAGAAUAACAUUGCUCUUGAGCAGUUUGACAUUGUUUUCCAAAAUGACAUAGAAGAAGGUGUUGUUAUGAUAAUGCUCAACUUUACAUAUGGAUUGAGGAAUGGCUUGCAGGGUUUCUAUCGAAGUACAUAUGAGACAGAAGAGGGUGUUAAUAAAAUCAUCGGCACAACUCAGUUCGAAGCAUCAGACGCCCGUGCUGCAUUUCCUUGCUUUGACGAGCCCGCUUUCAAGGCAACAUUCACACUGAAAAUGGUGCGAGCCAAAGAACAUCAUACGUUAUUCAAUAUGCCGCUGAAUCAUACCGAACCUUACGGAGACAACGUCCUGGAUGUUUUUCAAACGUCUUUGAAAAUGAGCACUUAUUUAGUGGCAUUUGUUGUAUCAGAAUUCAAAAACAAAACGUAUAUGGUUCGAGAAAAUUUGGAGAUUGGUGUCCACUCUCCUGCCCAGGAAAUAGAUGAAAUGGAUUUUUCUUUGGAAGUUCUCAAUAAAACUAUAACCUAUUAUGAAGACUAUUUUGGUGUUGCAUAUCCUUUGCCAAAACAAGAUAUGGUAGCCAUUCCAGAUUUUGGUGCUGGGGCGAUGGAGAACUGGGGAUUAAUAACAUACAGAAAAGUUGAUAUCCUGUACAACAAUAAAUCUACAUCAGUUAGUCAGAAACAACGCAUUGUUAUUGUUAUCACCCAUGAGUUAGCUCAUCAGUGGUUUGGAAACCUAGUGACAAUGAAAUGGUGGAAUGAUCUUUGGCUGAAUGAAGGCUUUGCUAGUUAUGUAGAGUAUGUUGGUACAGACCACUGGAACCCAGAGUGGCAGAUAAUGGAUCAGUUCAUUUUAUAUGCAACUCAUUCAGCGUUGGCUAUUGAUUGUCUCAAUAGUUCACAUCCAAUAUCAGUUAAAGUUGAGAGCCCAGAUGAAAUUAGUGAUCUCUUUGAUGCUAUUUCAUAUAAUAAGGGUGCAUCGAUAAUUAGGAUGUUAAAGGAACACCUAGGAGAAGACACUUUUCUUCGGGGUCUCAAAAAUUACUUGGAGAUACAUGCCUAUUCCAAUGCUGAUAGUAAUGAUCUAUGGAAUUCAUUAUCUAAUUCAAGUGGAGUCGAUGUGAAAAAUAUGAUGGACACAUGGACAAUACAGAAAGGUUAUCCUGUCGUCACUAUGUCCCGUGUCAACAACAAAAUUGAAGCCUCACAGAAGCAGUUUUUCCUGAUGGAAGACUUUAAACCUACUGAAAAGAAUUUGUGGAUAAUACCACUUACAUAUGUUACCGACAAAGGCAAGAGUGCAUCUGUUCUUUUUGAAAAUGUUGAAAAAGCUCCAAGUAUCGAUAUUGAUAGCUCAGUAAAAUGGUUCAAAGGAAAUGUGGAGCAGAGAGGUUUUUAUCGUGUCACGUACGAUGAUGACAACUGGGAUGCUUUGGUUAAGCAGUUGCAAGAGAAUCACACUGUAUUUACACCAGCUGAUAGAGCAAGUCUGGUCGAUGAUGCACACUACUUAGCAAGAGCUGGUCUCUUGAAGUACACUACUGCACUUAAUUUGAGCCAUUACAUCAGUAAAGAGUUAAACUAUGUUCCAAUCACUACAGCUCUUGGAAGAUUCGACUACAUUGGAAGGAUGUUGCAGAAAACUAGAGAUUAUGUAUUAUACAAGAAAUACAUGUGGCAGUUAACAGACAACUGGAUAAGUCAAUUUGGCUGGGUAGAGAAAGACACAGAUUCCCAUCUUACUAAGUUAUUAAGAGUCAGUGUGCUUAGUUUUGCUGUUCAAAUUGGUCAUGAAGGAACAAUCGCAAGGGCUUUGGAAAUGUUUAGACCGUGGCGGCAAAAUGGAACAGAGUUUAAUGUAAAUUUAAAGUACACAGUUUAUUGUGCAGCCGCUCGGAAUGGGCUUUCCUCUGACUGGGAAUUUCUUUGGGAAUCGUAUUUGGAAACAAAGGUGGCAUCGGAAAAAAACGUCUUGAUGGCAGCCAUGGCUUGUACAAGUGAUCCAUCCCAUAUCUAUAGGUACCUAUAUAGUACAGUUGACGGAUCUGUUCGACAGCAGGAUGUAUCCAUUGUCAUCGCAUCUGUGGCCUCAAACCCAAUCGGUGCACAACCAGCUUGGCUGUUUCUACAGCAAAAUUGGGAAAAGUUAACCGAGAUGUUUGGCACUAGUUCAUUUGCUUUUGGUGGUAUCAUUGAAAGUUGUACAAGCAGUAUUGCAAGUUCUGUUGAAGAACAACAGGCGAAAAAUUUCUUUUCUGAACAGUUAGAUGCAAGAUCAGGAUCACGUUCUAUUCAACAAGCUUUAGAAAAAAUGGAAAUAAACGUAAAUUGGUUAGAGAAAAAUCAACACAUUGUUAGACAAUGGCUUAAAUACUACAGCACUCCAUAAUACUUUAAAUAUUUUUGAUUCCAUUUUGAACAUUUGAAUUUUAAAGUACUAGUACAUAGAUAUUAUUGUUAGUCUUUCUAAAAUGUUUGUUUUUAAAAAUAUAUAUUUAUUUGAGUUUACUGAUUAUCUUUUAAGCAUUUGUUUAAGGCGUUUGAUAAAAAUCUUAUCCAUAUGCCUUAUGUAUAAGUAGGAAUGUUCUGUAUAUACUUUGUUGCAUUUUCCCCCAGUAAAUACUUAUUUCAACAAUUGCAUUAUCUUUGAAAUUUGACUAUGCCUCCUGUCUUUAUCAAGUAUGGUACCAUUGGCAAAUAAGGGAUGUAAUUUAUUCAGCUAAUAAAAACACAAGCCGGGAUAGGUCCUUGACAGUAGUAUGGUGGUUAUUUGUAAUUGUGAUUCUUCCCAGGAGCUUAAAACAAGCGGAAUUUGCGAGAGUAGUUGUGAAUACUCAAUGAUUUAAUAACAGGUUAAUUACACGUAUAGAUAAUGGCAAUCGACUAUCAGGCUUCUUCUUAAAACAUCAAAUCCUUUGUCCCCAAUAUGGAUGCUAAGUGCUGUUCCCAUGUCACAUGAAUAUACAUAGAUGUAUAUGUUGAUAAAUAGAUUAAUGAAUGUGUAAAUGCUUGCAUGAAAAAUUUAAUUCGUAUAUACUAUGUACAAGGUUACAGAGUUCUCACAAUAAGAAAAAUGUUUCCAGUUA